This is a messenger RNA of Cannabis sativa, 688 nucleotides long. RefSeq lists its product as uncharacterized. NCBI's taxonomy places the organism in Eukaryota, Viridiplantae, Streptophyta, Magnoliopsida, Rosales, Cannabaceae. Gene Ontology annotation, molecular function: RNA binding. Bases 239 to 505 code for a protein of 88 amino acids. Gene Ontology annotation, biological process: spliceosomal snRNP assembly; mRNA splicing, via spliceosome. The record is from RefSeq and is a predicted model, not a curated record. The transcript has 7 exons. Gene Ontology annotation, cellular component: U2 snRNP; precatalytic spliceosome; U1 snRNP.
UUUAGGGCCCAGGCCGAGUUGAAAGCCCAAGCCUAAGCCGAAACCCAGCCCAAUUAGUCUUAAACCCUAAGCCGAGCCAGGUCUCUCUCUCUUUCUCGGAGUUUCUUUCCCACUCUCACUCGUCUCUUCCCUCACAUUUUUGCAGUGAUAGUUGGAAAGGCUAAGAGCUCUCACUCUCUCUCAAAACCUAGGGUUUUACAUUUCUGAAGCUCAACUUCUUCAAUUCGUAGCAGCAGCCAUGGCGAGCACUAAAGUCCAGAGGAUUAUGACCCAACCUAUUAACUUGAUUUUCAGGUUUCUUCAAAGCAAAGCACGCAUUCAAAUUUGGCUUUUUGAGCAGAAGGACCUAAGGAUCGAAGGCCGUAUCAUUGGUUUUGAUGAGUACAUGAAUUUGGUUCUGGAUGAUGCUGAAGAAGUCAACGUCAAGAAGAAAAGCAGCAAGACGCUGGGGAGGAUACUUUUGAAAGGAGACAACAUAACUCUGAUGAUGAAUUCGGGAAAAUGAUGAUCGUGUCACCGAUUAAAUUGAUUUGGGCCGCCUUACAUUGUUGUUCCCGUAGCAUGUAUGUUGAGUUAUAUUUACAGUCACUACUUCGGCUGCUUGGUUUAAGUACAUUUUGGAUAGCAUGUAGGAGAACUCAUUAUUGAAUGUUGAUUUUAUGUGCCUAUAAGUAGAUAAAUUGUUGCA